GCGUUCAGUUAUUAAAUGCUCGUUCUCGACGCUGCUCUUUGUUCGACGUGAAUCAUGAUGUAUCUGUUAGUAGCGUUUUUCGUGUUCAAUUUAUUGGCAAGUGUCACGACCGCAUCGAACAAUUGUCGAACUAUUAUCAACAAACGUGCUAACUCUGUGAGGUUCCAGUGUACAGAGUUAACGGAUUUGAGUAAAUUGGACAGGGCGAGGGGCAACACUACGCACAUUGAAAUUUCAGAGUCGAAUGUGGCGUAUCUACAUGGUCAUGCUUUCGCAAGAUUCGGUGCAACACUAAUCACACUGGAUUUACAUAAAUCGAAUAUAGAAGCGAUAGAUUCCCUAGCAUUCAUAGGACUCACCAACCUCCAGAAAUUAAUACUAUGGGGUAACCGAUUGAGAUCUGUACCAAGAGAUUGGUUCGUGAACACGUACAAUUUGAAAACUCUCGAUCUAUCAUUCAACAACAUCGAAUGGAUCGAUUAUGGAGUGUUCCAAUUACUUCCCAAUUUGGAGAACUUCUAUUUCGAUUACAACCAAAUCAAAUUUAUCGAAUACAGUAUGUUCGCCUACCUAAAAAGCCUUAAAAAUGUGAAGUUUGAAAAGAAUCCGCUCAGUUGGGGAUACCGUGCUCAUCUGACAUGGCAAUUGGAAAAUCAGCACGUAAGAUACAACGAGGACUGGGAGGAUUGGGGGUGGAUGAGCGCCGUCAUCAAAGAUUGCUCGGAAAGCGGCCAGGGUGAAAUACCGAAAGACACUAUUCUCGAUUGUGCCGUUGGAAAACUGCUCGACUUCGCGCUGCAAAUAUUUUCUACUCCGGCGACACAUCAAAAUGUCGAAUGCACUAUGAAAGCACGACAGUUGGUUCGUUGUAUGAGACCAAAGAAUUCUACCGGAAAUACGGAUAACGAAUCUGUGAGGAGAGUGCUCGAGGAUUACACGAUGAUCUUGAAACCAAUGUCAAGAUCGUUGGCUCGAUUUUCCCCACCGACCAAAUAAUUAUUUCAAAGACGUUCACUUUCGUUGACACAUAUUCAUUAAUUCGUAAAGGUUUUCGAAACAGACAUGAUUAAAACUCAACUUCAAAAAGUUGAUUCAGUAUUCAAGGAUUAAAUAUGUAACUAUUUAUUCAUAUAUUUCUCUGAACUUUAAUAUAUACAUAUUUACU
Messenger RNA from Megachile rotundata (alfalfa leafcutting bee), 1165 nucleotides. RefSeq lists its product as uncharacterized. Lineage: Eukaryota; Metazoa; Arthropoda; Insecta; Hymenoptera; Megachilidae. The record is from RefSeq and is a predicted model, not a curated record. Gene Ontology annotation, molecular function: protein binding. Gene Ontology annotation, cellular component: extracellular matrix.